UGAACGAGGGGACGCAACGGAGGCAGGCCGGAGCUGCUGCCGUCGCCAUGACCCGCGGUAACCAGCGCGAGCUCGCCCGCCAGAAGAAUAUGAAAAAGCAGAGCGACACGGUUAAGGGAAAGCGCCGAGAUGACGGGCUUUCUGCUGCCGCCCGCAAGCAGAGGGACUCGGAGAUCAUGCAGCAGAAGCAGAAAAAGGCAAACGAGAAGAAGGAGGAACCCAAGUAGCUUUGUGGCUUCGUGUCCAACCCUCUUGCCCUUCGCCUGUGUGCCUGGAGCCAGUCCCACCACGCUCGCGUUUUCUCCUGUAGUGCU
Messenger RNA from Balaenoptera ricei (Rice's whale), 314 nucleotides. Its product is annotated as small EDRK-rich factor 2-like. The transcript has a single exon. Lineage: Eukaryota; Metazoa; Chordata; Mammalia; Artiodactyla; Balaenopteridae. The record is from RefSeq and is a predicted model, not a curated record. Bases 48 to 227 code for a protein of 59 amino acids.